Alligator mississippiensis (American alligator) is the source of this 2328-nucleotide messenger RNA. It is a transcript of the gene RARG, whose product is annotated as retinoic acid receptor gamma. Lineage: Eukaryota; Metazoa; Chordata; Crocodylia; Alligatoridae. Bases 376 to 1740 code for a protein of 454 amino acids. Gene Ontology annotation, molecular function: nuclear glucocorticoid receptor binding; nuclear receptor activity; RNA polymerase II cis-regulatory region sequence-specific DNA binding. The record is from RefSeq and is a predicted model, not a curated record. Gene Ontology annotation, cellular component: nucleus; transcription regulator complex. The transcript is spliced from 9 exons. Gene Ontology annotation, biological process: retinoic acid receptor signaling pathway; cellular response to corticotropin-releasing hormone stimulus; regulation of transcription by RNA polymerase II.
GAUUUCUUAGUGAAUGUUAGAAAACACACACACACACUCGCACACACACAUGCACACACGGCACCGCGGCCGGAGGAGACGCAGACGCCCGCUCGCCGCCGCUGGGGCCCACGGAGGCUCCCUGUGUGUCCCCCCCCCAGUGCCAGGUGUGACCCCCAGGCCCAGCCCAGACACGAAGCCGGCGCCGAGCCUGCCGCUGGGGGCACCUCCCGGAGGACACGGUGCCCAGCCCCGGUGCACUCGGGUCCUGCCUGGGGGCCAUGGGACGCUUGCCUCCAGGGGCCUUUACACCCCACCGCGGUUGAAGCAACCUUAGGACCGGAUUUUACCCCCUGACCUCCGACGCCAGGCUUCCUUCCCCCGCACCCUCCGGACAUGGCAGCCAACAAGGAGCGGAUGUGCCCCGGUGGCACCCCCCUGGGACACAUGAAUGGCUUCCCGCCCGCUGUCUACCCCUUCGCCUUCCCCAGCAGCCUCCGGGGGUCGCCCCCCUUCGAGAUGCUGACAAGCAGCAGCUACUUCCGUGGCUUCCCCCCGGACCUGCCCAAGGAGAUGGCAUCGCUGUCGGUGGAGACGCAGAGCACGAGCUCGGAGGAGAUGGUGCCCAGCUCGCCCUCGCCGCCCCCGCCCCCCCGGGUCUACAAGCCUUGCUUCGUCUGCAACGACAAGUCUUCGGGCUACCACUACGGCGUCAGCUCCUGCGAGGGCUGUAAGGGCUUCUUCCGCCGCAGCAUCCAGAAGAACAUGGUGUACACGUGUCACCGGGACAAGAACUGUCAGAUCAACAAGGUGACGCGGAACCGGUGCCAGUACUGCCGGCUGCAGAAGUGUUUCGAGGUCGGCAUGUCCAAGGAAGCCGUGAGGAACGACCGGAACAAGAAGAAGAAGGAGGUGAAGGAGGAAGCAGUGGGGGACAGCUACGAGCUGACGCCCGAGCUGGAGGAGCUGAUCCAGAAGGUCAGCAAGGCGCACCAGGAGACCUUCCCCUCGCUGUGCCAGCUGGGCAAGUACACCACGAACUCGAGCGCUGACCACCGGGUGCAGCUGGACCUGGGGCUGUGGGACAAGUUCAGCGAGCUGGCCACCAAGUGCAUCAUCAAGAUCGUGGAAUUCGCCAAGCGCCUGCCCGGCUUUACCUCACUCAGCAUCGCCGACCAGAUCACUCUGCUCAAAGCCGCCUGCCUGGACAUCCUGAUGCUGCGGAUCUGCACGCGCUACACGCCGGAGCAGGACACCAUGACUUUCUCAGAUGGGCUGACGCUGAACCGCACACAGAUGCACAACGCUGGCUUCGGGCCCCUCACCGACUUGGUGUUUGCCUUCGCCGGGCAGCUGCUGCCCCUUGAGAUGGACGACACUGAGACCGGGCUGCUCAGCGCCAUCUGCCUCAUCUGCGGAGACCGCAUGGACCUGGAGGAGCCUGAGAAGGUGGACAAGCUGCAAGAGCCGCUGCUGGAAGCGCUGAAGAUCUACGCGCGCCGGCGCCGGCCCAACAAGCCCUACAUGUUUCCCCGCAUGCUCAUGAAGAUCACCGACCUGCGCGGCAUCAGCACCAAAGGCGCGGAGCGGGCCAUCACGCUGAAGAUGGAGAUCCCAGGGCCGAUGCCGCCCCUCAUCCAGGAGAUGCUGGAGAACCCCGAGAUGUUCGAGGACGAUGUGUCACAGCCGCCUGCGGCCACUGAGCCCCCCCACGCUGCUGACAGCCCGGGUGGGGACCACAGCCCCGAGGAGACCCCAUAGCGCCCAGGCGUGCCCCUGCCAGGCUCCUGUGCCCGCCGGGCCGGACACUCCAACCUGCCCUGCCCCGCGGGGGCCGCGCAGCACGAUACGGACGCUGACUUGGGCCCACAGGCCCACCCAGAGGUAUAGCCCUUGCCUUAAGUGGGGUGGGGGCAGCCUGGACCCCUGCCCUACUCCAGCCCAGCUUCUCAUUGCCAAAGUCCCGGGCAACCUCAAGCCAAAAACGGGGGCGAGGCCGAGCCCCGGAUAAGGACCAGGGGGGUCCCCUCCGCAUGCAUUUGCUGCCCCCCCCUGCACCAGCAGAGACAGACCCUGGCCUGUGUCCCUGGGGGGGGGCAUUGAGACGCCCCGUCCCCAGCGGAUCCCCGCCGUGAAGCCGACCAGCUGCGAGGGACCCAGGCGUCUGGGGCUGUAUUUAUUCGACUCGCUGAAGACGAAGAGGGAUGGGGCCAGGGGAUGACACGGGGGCGCCAGCCCCCGCCCUGCCCUGCCUCCUGGAGCUGUGGAGAGGGGGGUGUAACGGGGGUGGGGGGGACGCGGAUCUCGGGGCCGAGGUCCAAGUUUGGGAGGGAGCCGCUACCGAGGUUG